UCUCUCUGAACCUUUCCCUUUCUGGUUUCCUUCGUUUGGUGUGAUUGCUGGUCGUCCUCAUCAUGUCCAGCGCCGCAGAUUCAUCGAGAGGUAACGGCCCAGCCUCAGGCACCACCAAGGAGGAGGCUGCCUCACUGCCGCCCCACCCCGCCGCCCUCACCACACGAUGCGCAGCCGUUCUGGGAGGCGGCUCGUUCGGGACAGCUUUGUCGCAGCUGCUCGCCCGGCAGGGCACUCAGGUGCGGCUGUGGAUGCGCGACAAGGCCGUGAUAGAGUCCAUCAACGAGCGGCAUGAGAACCCCAAGUACCUGGCGGGUCAGAACCUGAGCGAGAAGAUCAAGGCCACCAGCUCGGUGGCGGAGGCUGUGAGCGGCGUGGCGGUGGUGCUGCUGGCUGUGCCGACGGCCUACUUCAGGGGCUUCCUUUUGGAGCACAUGAGUGUCCUGCCUGUCGGUGUGCCGCUCAUAUGCUGCUCAAAGGGCAUUGAGAACGACACGUAAGCAUCUGCCAUCGAUCUACUCACACACAGCGGAAACAGAGAGGACCGCGUCAUUGCGUUGUGUGUGUUUGUGUGUGUGUGGUUGAUGGUAUCAGGCUGUUGACCCCGUUUGAGAUAAUGGAGUAUGAGCUGCCGGGCAAGUAUCACCGCUACAUCGUGGUGCUGUCCGGCCCCUCCUUCGCCAAGGAGGUCAUCAACGGCAAGCCGACCAGCGUCACCAUCGCCGCCCGCGACCCCGCCAUCGCCAAGCUGGCGCAGUACUACGUGUCAGACAAGCUCUUCCGAGCAUACAGGUCCACAGACGUCAUCGGCGUCGAAAUCUGCGGCGCCAUCAAGAACGUAUACGGUGCGCAGAGAGCGCCUGCCUGCUGCUAGCAUGAUGAAUGAGCACAUCCCAUUCCUGUGUGGGCGCGUGUGUGUGUGUGUUUUGUAGCGAUAGCAGCCGGUGCGUGUGACGGGUGUGACUUCGGCUUCGACGGUCGUGCGGCGAUGAUCACCCGCGGGCUGGCGGAGAUAGCGCGUCUGGCGGUGAUCAAGGGGGCAAAUCCCCUGACCAUCAGCGGCCUGGCCGGCGUCGGCGACCUGGUGCUCACCUGCACGGGCAACCUAUCGAGGAACUGGCAGGUGAGAAAGAGAGAGAGAGGGUACUAGGAGGGAGGGGCGGAAGCCAUGUCAGUCACACGUGUUUGUGUUGCGUGUGUUAGGUGGGCAAUCGGCUUGCCCAGGGGGAGAAGCUGGAGGACGUCAUCAAGUCCAUGAAGAUGGUAAGUAACUAACCCUUACACAGCCGGGCAGGCCAGCAGCAAAGAGAAACAAACGGGACACACGGGGCAUCUCUCUCUCUCUCUCUCUCUGUAUGUGUGUGUGUGUGUGUGCCAUGCCCCCCCAUACCGUUCAUGGUGUGUGUGUGUCAGGUGGCCGAGGGCGUCAACACGGCCAAGUCGCUGAUGCAGAUGGUGAAGAAGUACAACAUCGAAAUGCCCAUCGCUGAAGAAGUCUACAAGGUACUAGCGCACACCAACUCACCCAUCAUCCAUCCAUCCACCCAUACGCAGGUGCUCUAUGAGGGCAAGUCGAUAGAGGAGGCCAUGAACAGCCUCUCAUCACGCGCACUCGGCGAGGAGAUCGAUGACACGGUCAAGGAGGUGGUAGGUCUCCCGGCCGGCCCAUCCGCCCCUGUGGUGGCUCGCCAAGCCGGCUCCGGGCUGCGGCAGUCGUCCCUUACGCUGCCUGGCGCUGGGGGGAUCGGUGUAGACGACCAGCACACGCCCAGCAAGCUUGUCGAGCACCUCCCGUGACGUGAGUGACGUGGAGCGAGCGGAGAGAUAUGUGGUGUGGCCUAUUUGUCGAAUUUCUCAUUGUGGGCCCUCUUCUUUCUGGUUGGUUGGUUGUGUCCUGUCGUGUGCCUCGGUCGGCAUCUGGGAGUGUGUAUUGUAAGCUGAGGUAGAUAUUUGAGGUGGGUGUGCGGGCGGGCCUUUCGGUGUGUGUGUGUCUGUCGGUCUGUCCGCACACGCAUGCGUCCCGAUCUCUCGAGAUGGCGACACACCUCCGCUGGUCGAUAGGUGGAGGUGUGUCUCGUCAGAGCAGUGGGGAUGGAUGCUGUGCGGACCGUGACACACCAGCUUAAGACAGACCAUCAAGGCGUGUGGAGUGGGAUGCACCUGUCUGUCAGCAAAUAUCAUCUCUG
Molecule: messenger RNA, 2186 nt
Organism: Vitrella brassicaformis
Lineage: Eukaryota; Vitrellaceae
Source: the annotation of a GenBank genome assembly